AUGUACAUACACAGAAAUACACACACACAGACACAUGUACAUACAUACUGUACACAGACACAUGUACGUACAUAUACACACAAACACACACAUGUACAUACACACACACAUGUGCACACACACACACAUGAAUAUACACGCAGAUACAUGUACAGAUACACACAUGUACAUACACACAGGCACAUGUACAGAUACACACAUGUACAUACACACAGACACAUGUACGUACAAACACACAUGUACACACACACACUCACCCUAUAAAAAGUUGCAGUACUUCAUUGUUCACUCACAGAGCCGGGUACUGCAUUCUAGGGGGAGGCAGAGAGCACAGCACACACUCCUUCCUUUGCUUUCACUGCGCUCAGCUAUUGAGCAGUCUGAUGGCUCCCAGUGCCAAUGACAGAUUCAGCCUGAGCUCCGAGCCUGCUCAGCAAGAUGGCCCUGGGGGACACACUCACCCCCACCAUAAUUUCCACUCGCCAUUGGCGAGCAGGUGAGUGGAAAUUUCAAGGCCUGGCAUA
Molecule: messenger RNA, 524 nt
Organism: Staurois parvus
Lineage: Eukaryota; Metazoa; Chordata; Amphibia; Anura; Ranidae
Source: the annotation of a GenBank genome assembly